GCCCGUGGGGGUUCGAAGGGAUGCUCUAUCUGGAGGAGAGACGGUCCGUGGACACUUGCGUCUCCGAUAUCAAAUACAAACGUUGCAUGUGGUUUGGUGGAUGGAGGGCGGAUUAAGUCGCUGACGAGUCGUUUUCUGACGUAGGAUCCCCGUUGUUGGAGCAUCAAGCGUCCAAUGUGCUCGUCAGCAACAGGCAUCGAGGCAUGUCUGAUGGGUCAGGGUCCAGUGGGACCUUUUGAUUGGCCACUGCGGGCGUGGGAGACCCGAUGGACAGGAACGACAGCGCGGUGGAUGAAAUCCUAAAACGUUACGCGUUAUCGUGUCGACACUGAAUCGACCACGUUCUGUCUGCUUUUUCCCUGCUUUUUUUUUGCAUAACGUGAAAAAGGAGAUUUCCAACCCAGGGGACAUUUGGCUGGCGAAAUUUCCCCCAGAAAUCGUGUUUUGUUUUUUGCAAAUAUAGCCGAGGGGUUGACAGAGGCGCGCAAUGGGGACCCAGGUAAACGGGAGGAGGAGGAUCCCUAACCGGGAGAAGCUGACUGCAGAGGACGAUGCCUUGAACCAAAUCGCUCGGGAGGCGGAGGCCCGGCUGGCGGCCAAGCGGGCGGCCCGGGCGGAGGCCCGUGAGAUCCGGAUGAAGGAGCUGGAGCGACAGCAGAAGGAGGAGGAGAGCGAGAGGUACUCUCACCCUUCAAGAAGACAUACCUCGAUCUCAGACGAUGAGGAAAGGAUGUCGGUUGGAAGCCGGGGAAGCUUCAGGCCUUCAGACUACAGUGGCUUUCUCGGCUCCAGCUCUCGGGCCUCUUCCAGGGCCAGCUCAGCGCGUGCCAGCCCAGUGGUGGAAGAGAGACCUGAGAGGGAUUUUCUGGAUAAAGGCUCCAGAACAGCUUCCACCCUAUCAGCAGCCACGCUGGCCUCGCUGGGCGGGCCUUCGUCCCGCAGGGGCAGCUGUGAUACGUCGUUCUCUGUGGAGACGGAGGCGUCCAUCAGGGACAUAAAGGACUCUCUGGCGGAGUCGGAGGAGAAGUACCGCAGAGCCAUGGUGUCCAACGCCCAGCUGCACAACGAGAAGUCCUACCUCAUGUACCAGGUGGACACGCUGAAGGAGGAGCUGGCCGACAUGGAGGAGCGGCUGUGGGAGAAGCACCGCGAGCACGGCGACAAGACCAAGGAGUUGGACAGGGAGAGACACGCCCACGGCAUCCUGCAGUUCAAGUUCAAGAACGUGGAGCAGACCCUGAGACAGAGCGAAGAACUGCUAAACAAACAUGGAAUAGAGUUGUCACCAGAGAUUACCACCAAUGGUGAUGCAGGCCAGAUGGGGACCGAUGGCACGGACUCACAGGAACUCCUCGCUGGGGGUGGAGAGAGCAUGCUUGAGCUGCGACUGAAGAAGCUUGUUGACGAACGGGAGAGUCUACAAGAUCAGGUCAGGCGUCUGAAGUCUCAGUUGGACCAGAGGCAGAAAAACGGAUCAGAGAUUCCGGUUGCCGAAGGCGAUGAUGACCUCCUCGAGAACGGCCUAGACCCCCACAUCCUGGACCUGCAGAGGGACGCCAACCGACAAAUCAGCGAUCUCAAAUUCAAACUGGUGAAAUCAGAACAGGAAGUGACCGCUCAGGAGCAGAACAUCAUACGGCUGGAGGGCCAGGUGUCGCGCUACAAGACGGCGUCGGAAAGUGCCGAAAAGGUGGAGGACGAACUUAAGGUGGAGAAACGCAAACUACAGCGAGAGCUGAGGGCAGCCCUGGACCGUGUGGAGGAGGUGGAGGUGAGCAACAGCCACCUCUCCAAGCGCCUGGAGAAGAUAAAGGCUAACCGCAACGCACUGCUCGCCCAGCACUGACUCUCUCUCUCUCCCUCUCUACCUUUCUCUCUCUCUCUACCUACCUUUCUCUCUCUCUCUCUCUU
Molecule: messenger RNA, 1911 nt
Organism: Gadus chalcogrammus (walleye pollock)
Lineage: Eukaryota; Metazoa; Chordata; Actinopteri; Gadiformes; Gadidae
Product: leucine-rich repeat flightless-interacting protein 2-like
Exons: 15
Coding region: 488-1846 (452 amino acids)
Biological process (GO): regulation of transcription by RNA polymerase II
Molecular function (GO): RNA polymerase II cis-regulatory region sequence-specific DNA binding; DNA-binding transcription factor activity, RNA polymerase II-specific
Source: RefSeq, a predicted model, not a curated record